AUGUCAAUGGUCCCAUUUGGUUCCUACCCUUUUGGUUCCUGCCCUUUGAUGGUCACUGCCUCUUCCCUUACUUCAACCUGUCGCAACUUCCCUGGAGAUGCCUUCUAUCCUAACGCCUCGGAGUGGGCUGUUUUCAAUGCGACACUUGGCGGGAGGCUCAUUGCCUCGGUACCUAUCGCUGCAAUCUGUCACCAAGAUCAUUAUGACAAGGCUGCCUGCGACAAUCUUCAGAAUAACUGGUACCUUCCCGAGCCCCACCUAGCCUCCUCCUCCUCUGCUAUGGCAUGGAUGUUCACGAACAACUCUUGCAACCCUUUUCUUCCAGAGUCAGCAUCAUGCACUUUGGGAAACUAUGUCAGCUAUACCGUCAACGCAACAUCCUCGUUACAUAUUAGUGAAGCUGUCAUCUUUGCUAAUCUGUUCAACCUUCGCUUGGUUAUUCGUGGAACUGGUCACGACUAUAAUGGCAAAUCUACUGGUGCAGGAGCACUUUCUAUAUGGACACAUUAUAUGACAUCUCUCUCUCUUAUUGAUUCAUAUAAAUCUACUGCAUAUAAUGGGAAAGCAGCAGUCCUUGGAGCUGGUGUAUCAUCUAUUCAGGCUUACCGAUUUGCUGAGGCAAAUAGCGGAACUAUAGUAGGAGGAAACUGUCCUACUGUGGCGUUGGCAGGUGGCUACAGUCAGGGAGGGGGACACGGCCCGCUUGCUACAAAGUUUGGUCUUGCAGUUGAUCAAGUCCUGGAAUGGCAGGUUGUAACCGGUACUGGAGCACUGGUUACAGCUUCACCAACUAGUCAUUCUGAUCUCUACUGGGCCCUUUCUGGAGGUGGAGGUGGAACCUAUAGUGUUGUUGUGUCGGCAACCGUCAAGUUUCACCCAAAGAUAAAGUCUAUCUCCUCUGCGACUUUGCAAUUUGCUACUCCAUCCACAGCGGAAGGUGCUACUGUAUACUGGAAUGCUAUCAAGGUGUUCUUGCAAUCGCUACCGGAAAUGGUUGACAGCGGUCUGCAACUUGUAUGGACCGCUGGUGCCGGUUUCUUCCUCGUGUCGCCAAUCGUCGGUCUUGAGAUUGAACAAGAUGUCAUUGAUAACCUUAUUGCGCCAACUCUUUCUACGCUCACUGCAGGCGGGAUUCCAUACGCUUAUGUAUCCUCAGUAUCUACCUCAUUUCUGAACUAUUAUCAGUCUGCAGGUUUCGGUGCCAAUGUCUCCAACGCCAAUACUGCUGGGCGAUUGAUCCCUCGUUCAGUAGUUCAAAACAGUACUGAUAGUUUCAUCUCUAUUCUUAAAUCUGUUGUCAACAACAACUAUGUCAUGGCUGGUGUCACUCUGGAUGUCAACAAAACCGUGGUUCCCGGCGCGCCAGAUAUUGCUGUGAACCCAUACUGGAGAAAAACGCUUAUGAAUGCUGUAUACGGAACUUAUCUCGAUUAUAGCAAUUUCCAAGCCAAUUUUGCAAGCCAAGACUAUAUGACCAACACUAUUGGGCCUGCACUAGCUGCUCUUACACCUAACGGAGCGGUAUACCUCAACGAAGCCGAUUUCCAACAACCUAAUUGGCAAACCGCGUUUUACGGCGCAAACUAUGGUCGUCUGAAUACGAUCAAAGCCAAGUACGAUCCGUUGGAUAGAUUUUACGCUCUGGGUGCGGUAGGAAGCGACCGUUGGACGCAACGAAUCGACGGUCGACUAUGCAAGGUUUAA
This is a messenger RNA of Botrytis sinoallii, 1704 nucleotides long. RefSeq lists its product as uncharacterized. Lineage: Eukaryota; Fungi; Ascomycota; Leotiomycetes; Helotiales; Sclerotiniaceae. The record is from RefSeq and is a predicted model, not a curated record. The coding region runs from base 1 to 1704 and encodes 567 amino acids. The transcript has a single exon. Gene Ontology annotation, molecular function: oxidoreductase activity; FAD binding.